Messenger RNA from Dermacentor andersoni, 1817 nucleotides. RefSeq names its product lysM and putative peptidoglycan-binding domain-containing protein 4-like. The record is from RefSeq and is a predicted model, not a curated record. Lineage: Eukaryota; Metazoa; Arthropoda; Arachnida; Ixodida; Ixodidae.
CCAUGGCUAUGCGCGCAAGAACACGGCGUGAAUGGCUGGCGGUGUCACGUCACAUCGAAGCCUACCCGCAUAUCCUGUGAGCCGCCAGCUGGCUCUGACGAUUCGCACCAAAGACAGAUUGGGUAGAGGAUGGGACCCUGUACGGUGUUGGUAGCCACAAAUAAUUGUUUGUGCUAGCCUGUUAGCUCCAUUGACAUGCUACCUUCUCACCUACGUGCAUCCGUAACGGCGCGGGACGUUUUUUUUACCUGUACCUUCAGCAUAGGUACCACAGUGAAAAGUGAACGUCGGGCGUGAUGACGGUCAUCAGCCUGUUCUCUGUUAUCUCCUUGCCAUGGUGUCCCUUCCCAAAAGAUGGUCGCUGUCUAAGCCCAAGAGCCGUCACCGGGGCCCUCGUUAUCACCGAGGCCUCCUGAGGACUAACUCGGAAGGAGACGAACAACAGGCUUUUAUUUUCGCCGACGGAGACGACGUCGCUUCCGAUGAAGUCGGCACUUGGGAUGAUGCGACAGAACUCCGACUUCGUGGAGGUCAGAACGGUUCCAGAGACACCGGCGACAGAAGCAAAGUUGGAGCUCGAAAGGCUCCACCUGCGGCAGUGUUUGAGCACCGCAUUGUUGAAGGCGAAACACUGCAAGGCAUCGCGCUCCGUUACGGAUGCACGGUUGGCGCCUUGCGACACUCCAACAACCUGCUUAGUGACCAGGACUUCUUUGCCCUCACUGUGAUCAAAGUCCCUGAUCGCAUCCACAUUGCAACAGGACAGCUUGUUGACACAAACGUGCCUGCUGAUGACACCAUCUCUGUUGCCAGCGAUGGUGCAGAGUCACCGCCGGACAAAGCAAUCCGCUAUUGGAAGAACCUCGACGAUAAAGUGCAAGCAGCCUUGCAAGAACGAGGUGCGGGAGAUGACGGCAUCCAAAUCGACGAAGUUGAGGACAGCUCAGUCGACCGUCAUGUCUCGCGUCCACAGCCCGAUUCAUCCAGUGGUGCAGACUGUGGCAUAGGAUGGUGUGGUAUAAUUGCGAUUGUUGUCAUUGUUGCUGUGCUCGUGCCAUCUUUCUAUGUGCUGUACAUACUCGUCUACCAAAAGGAAAUUCGUGAUGGAGCUGUGCAGUUGAGGAAGUGAGUGAACUGCAGCGUGGGAGUCGCCGAGGCUGCCUAGCACAGAAAAUGCAUUUGUGAUGGUGUUUUUGCUCAAGAUGGAGUGACCUGUUGCAUAGAGCUUUGCACUGUUGUUGCUGGUAGGGGUAUUCACUGCUUUUACUUUUCUGCUCUCACUCAUUUGCACAGCAAGCUGCAUAUGCGGCUCUUUUACUUACCCAUUCGUAUGGAUCAUUGAUAAAAAUAAUGAGUUCGCGAGAGCUUCCCUUUUUUUACACACACCGUUUAUUUUUUAAGGCUUUUUGUUUGCAAGUAAGCAUUUAUACAGUAUGUAAACAAAUGGUGAUAUAUGGAUUGCAGGAUGCCAUCUUUCUUUUUUCACAUCAAGCCUUGAUGUGGUAAAGCCUCGCACAAGUGAUUAAUGUGCCUUUACCUUCAACGUUGUGAAAGUUGCUGAUAAGUAGGUGUACCACAGGGUGUGCAUUCUUAGUCGGGAUUUUUGUACUUUGAAGGUUGCUGAAUGAAACCAUUUUAAUAAACAUAGCGUGUAGGCUUUAUAAGAUAAAACUGCAAUGUCUAGAAUACAUUGUGUAUGCAGGAGUUCUUGAAAUGCCAUUGUUGCAUAGUCUGUACAGAGAAGGAUUUAAAUACAUAGGAAGACAUAGGCUUAUUCUAAAUGAUAACAAAUAAAAGACGGCAGUACUGAUUUGUCA